Molecule: messenger RNA, 4914 nt
Organism: Hypoxylon trugodes
Lineage: Eukaryota; Fungi; Ascomycota; Sordariomycetes; Xylariales; Hypoxylaceae
Exons: 2
Coding region: 346-4821 (1491 amino acids)
Molecular function (GO): protein binding
Source: RefSeq, a predicted model, not a curated record
CAUCAAGGUCAUCUCUUCCAACUAACUACAUCAAUUAAUUCCUUAGAGCAUGAUGAAGACUCCUACAAAUGCAUCAAAUCCUACAUAAAUGUUGUAUAACUCGAUGAGCUUAGCCUCUUUAUGAGCCAUAAUAAUGCCUUUUCAUUUAUGUAUUGAAUAAUCUAUUUUUAUUCGUUACCUCGGAACAUAACCGGUGCGUCCGAUAGUCGAUAAUAGUCGAUGAGAGAGCCAAUGAAGGUUGAGAAAACGUAUGAGCGAAUGAAGGAUGGGCUGUGGCGCCAUGAGAAUUUCGUCGGGAACUCGAUGUUCUAUGAGAGCCUCAACGCUCAUGAAAAUUGAGCAACCAUGCCUUCAACUUUCGAUCACAUCUUGGAUUCCUCCAAGAAGGAAAAGCCCAAGUCUCCAUACGAUAGUGAAACUUUUGAUGCCGACGUGACCAUUCAUGUCGAUGGCCUCGUGGGAUCCGCUACUAUAUCACCAUGUGGUCGCGAUAUCGCUCUUGCAUCCCCCGAUGGACUAGCCAUCAUCGACCUUGAUUCUCCCUAUAGCCCUCCUCGUCGCUUGAGUAGUCAUGGACUCCCAUGGCUGGUGGUCGAUGUGCAAUGGUCGCCUUUCGCCGCCAGAGACUAUUGGGUAGCUUCAACAGCGAAUCAUCGCUGUCUGGUUUGGAAUUUGAACCUAAGAGAAGAUUCUGCCACUGGAGCUAUUGAGCACUCUCUCCAAGGUCAUAGCCGGGCCAUCACAGAUGUAAAUUUCUCUGCUCACCAUCCCGAUAUCCUCGCCACCUGCGCUGUCGAUGGUUAUGUGCAUUGUUGGGAUUUGAGGAGACCUAAACAACCUGUCCUUACAUUUAGUGACUGGUUCGCCGGAGCUACCCAAGUCAAAUAUAACCGACAAGAUCCCAACGUGCUUGCUUCUUCUCAUGAUAGAUGGCUACACAUCUGGGAUGAGAGGAAACCUUCUGCGCCUCUUAAAUCCAUUAGCGCGCAUACAUCCAAGAUUUACGGUCUCGAUUGGAAUCGUUCUAAGGCUACUAGUAUUGUUACUUGCUCCUUAGAUAAGAGCAUUAAGUUCUGGGAUUAUAGUGUUUCCGAUGAACCGGAAAGAAUCAUUCACACGGAUUUCCCCGUGUGGCGUGCUCGUCAUACCCCUUUCGGCUAUGGCUUAUUAGCUAUGCCUCAAAAUGAUCCUGGGAAUCUCUAUCUAUACGAUGGUCGUCGUGACGAAGGGGAAGCUAUUGAUAGCACGAUUAAUCCACGAAAUAUCUUCCCUGGCCACGGGAACCACAAAGUAAAAGAAUUCUUGUGGAGAAGUCGUGGGACGAUUUCCGAUGGGAUAGAUAAUCGAGAAUUUCAACUCGUAUCAUGGGGUGAAGACAACGAAUUACGUCUACACAGAGUCGACUCGGAGACUUUGGAGUCUAUAGGCCAUGUCAAAGGCGGCCCGGCAAGGAACAUCAACAUCACGAGAAAGGGAGCUGCAUAUAAGACCUAUCGCGCUGUUGACGAUCAUGCGAAUAGAGAAAAGAGGUUAGCCACAAUGAGCGACUCUCGCCCCAGCAGUGGAGGAGGCCAGUUACGCCGCAGUGCUCUCACUAUGGGAAUGCAGACGAUGUCACCACAUUACCCUCGUUCCGGCAGUGGAGUUCCAAGCUGGAAAGGACCGUCAAUGAAAGCAAAAUCCACACCAGGGAAGAUAAUCGAAAGGAGUCUAGACCAGCUCGGUUGGAUGAAGGGCAUCACAAUGAGUAAGAAGUCGGGGAUGAUAGGCACACCUCAAAGAAAGGAAUCCAGAGAUUCAACUAUGUUCGGCCACAAUUUUCAUGACGAGCAUUGGGGUGAGCCUGAAACAUUGCAGGAAGAGAUCGUCCGGGUCAGUCAACAACUGCCAAAUGUCAAAUGGGACGAUGUCGAUAUGGAGUCUCUAACUCUAAGAGCUUCCCUCAAAGGCCCAUGGGGCGCAGACGGUGAUACCAUUUUUAUCAAAGUCAAAGUGGACAUCCCAAGGAAUUAUCCGAAAUCGAGAGCCCCAAUAUUUAUCGUCGAGAAGACAGCUUUGAUGACAGACCAAACAUUCAAAAAGCUCGACCGAGAAAUUCAUCAACUAGUAAGCAGCCAUUCAAAAAAGCGACAAAAUUGUCUCGGGGUGGCUUUUAGCUACUUACUUGGAGAGGUAGAUCUUUCUAGUAGCGAUUCCCUCUUCAAGAAUGUUAGAGAUCUGGAUGAUGAUUUGGGUGGACUUGCGGAUGAAAGCUCAAGUGAGGAAGAGGAUAACGAUAUUCCCACUGGCGCUUCCGCGAUCAUGUCUCAGGAAUUAACUGCGAGCACUGAACUAGACGCUACACUUGCGCCGACAAAUCGGCCUACUAUACCGCCAAUGCCGCGUUUGUGUGGUUGUCGGUUUUCAAAUGACGGAAGAUUAGUCUGUUUCUUCCCUACUAAGGAAGAAAAGGCUAGGAUUUCCUUCUUUCCCGGUUCCGAUACCUACAGGGAGCGCCCUAAAGGUGAACCUAGCUUCGCUGGUUUUGGUAGACUCCAGCAAGAGUCAUCAGCCCCGAGAAACAGGUACACAAAUGAUGAAGCCUCCGCAACAGAUGAUCAAUCCGAUUCAGAUGAGGGAGAAGAAUCCUCUAGCUCGAGCGACUCCGAAACUACAUAUAUGCACAAAAUCAAUAUGUGGUACUUACCGGGCCGACGUUUCAGAAAAACAUUCAGCGGGAGUUAUUCUAUGCACUCGAGUGGUGGAGGAACUGGCAUUGGCACGGGUACAGGUACCGGAACAAGCAGACGUCGUCCAGGAAAACCCAAAAACAUCAUAUCAAUUCAUAAUAUCGCUAACGAUUUGCCCUCCCAACGAGAAUUUGCUCGCGAAUAUUGUAUCUUUGGAGACGGACCGGACGUUUGUCGGCACAAUGCAGCUGUAGCACAGAAGUAUGGCCGAUCGGACCUGGUAGACGUUUGGAAUUACGCGGCCUUAUUGCUUCGAAAGGAUAUCCCCCUAGAACUCUUAGGGGACGGUCGAAACGGAGAAUCAAUACUGGUCGUUGCCAGAAACGCCGUUUCCCUUCUCGGCGAUGGGGGGCCGAUCUCCACGGAGUCGGAGUUAUCUACACUUGCUGGUCGGGUCAAGUGGGGGUUCCAUCCUCUUGCGAAAGAUUUGAUUGAUGACCUAUUCAAUUAUUUCGAAAAGAUGGCUGAUGUACAGAUGCUUGCUAUGCUUUCAUGUAUAUUCAGCGAGUCAUCGGCCGAGGAUAGUGUCGCUUAUGCAGAGUCACAUCUCACUCAACCGGAAACGCCACUACCUAUGAAGGCACCAUCGUUCUCAUUGGAUUAUUUCCCUACAGAUGCAUCGCUUUGGCAUUCCAGUCUCCAUACUCAUAAAAGCCAAGCAAAUUCGGCGAUCUCUACUCCUAAAACGUUACACACACCUGUUAAUCUCGUCGGUUCUUAUGGGUCCGAGGAGAUUACGUGGGGUGGUGAUCCAAAAUCUAAUUCGUAUUCCUGCGGGGAGACGCCACCUACAACUACGCCACGAGAACCAGAUGGUGAUCCAACUCAGAGCUUAGCUGCGUCGCCUGAUAAUCGAUUACUAACCCGUGCAAAUACCGCUUUAAGUGCUGGUUUGGCUAGUUUUCCUAGGGCUUUCACAAGUGUUGCGUCAACGUCUCCUCCUAGUCGAAAACGGCCUAGUCCUGGAGAGACGUUCCUUUCCGGUCUUGCACCGACAAAUAUCACAUGGGGCGGCUCAACGAUUCUCGGCCCCACGCCUGAACCGCCAAGUACGGCACGCAAUUCAUAUUCCGACGAUGACAUACGGAACGACGAUAAUUUACCACUCGUAUGCUAUGGCAUAUCCACCGAAUUAGAGGAUCAGUCGAUCUUCGAUGAUGAUGGCUGGCUUGGAGUCCCUUUUCUCGAGCCAACUCGUUACGCCAUAUAUGCAAGCUAUCGCCAUGCGUACGCAGAAAUGCUACAAAUGUGGGAUCAACCCUUAGCCCGUCUUGAGAUCCUGAAGUUCAACGUUCUCAAGGAGGAUCUUUCUGGUCACCAACCUAUGAGUUUUACCAGUUCGGGAGCGGCUAGUUUCCACGACUCGUACCAUAGCACGGAGAAUAUAAGCCAAGGCUCGCGCUCACACCACGGAGCGAACUCACCUAUUGUUCUAGGGAAAAAGGAACUCUUACAAUCGCUGAUCACUUCUGACCGUGGUAUUGAUGUAACUGGUAUCUGUCGCGUACAUGAGACUCGUCUUGAUCCUGUAGGGUCGACACAUGUCAGCGCGGCGCUUGGAGGCGCAGUAGGUACUUGCGAUCGCUGCAAGCGCACACAGACACAAUUGCUGUGUGUAUUCUGCAACGAGCCGAUCGACGCGCUAUACCCUCCAUGUCUAUCAUGUGGCUGUGCGAGCCACGACGCCUGCAUCGCAGAAUGGCAUGCAGCAGGCGAAACAGACUGUCCCGCAGGCGAUGAAUGUGAUUGCGUAGAGGAAGCAUGUAACGGGCAAGUCGAGACGUGGGCUGCAAUGAUGGGAGCUCUCCGCCAAGGAAAGAUUCGCAAGCCAUCAGACGUUGAACUAGACGAAAAGCUCAAUGCUAUCGAUAAAUAUGACUGGGAGAAAGUUGCUAGCGGCAAGCAAAUCCCGCUUGCGGAUGGCCAGGGUAAGCCUCUGGGCCAACAAGCCCCGCCGCACAUCUCCCAGAACCCUAUGUCGGCUGCUAGAAUCAGCCUUGGGAAUAAAUUGAGGAAGUCAGCAGGGAAUUGGGGGAGUACUACGUCCUUAAGGAAGAAGUCUGGGGGUCCGGGACCUGGGAGUAGGCGAUGAAAUAACAGCUUGGAAGAGGAUGGAAGAAUAUGAGCGAGUGCUUGUGUAUGGAUAUGGUGUAUGAGUACAUAUACUUCUCCUAAGCGUCUAUGG